GUGUAGGGUUAUUGUAAGUGCAUAGUAAGAAAAAUGGAGACUUCCCAACUGUAAGAUGUAUGUAUGAACAAUCAUUCUCUCAGCCUAAAAAUGUAAGAUGUUUUGGUGUCCCAAUUAGCAGUCACUUUUUUGGCCAAUCUUGGACAAGUAACAGAAGAAUUUAAGGCCCAUUUGCUUAAAAUUCAAGUAUUGAGUUGGAAUUCAGAAUGAGGCACUCCGGGUAAGCUCUUUGGUAUAGAAUAGGGCUGCUUCUCCUACCAAUAAUAAACCAUCACUCCUCUUAAUAAUCAUCAGUUUGGUUUUCUUCUUCCUUUACGCCUUCCUCCCUCUCCGCCCUUCAUCUUUUUCCCCGAAUGCGUCGGAGAAGAAAAUGGAGAACCUGCUGCCAAGUUUCAUGAAAGAAAUAAUGCCGGUGAGAGGGAGGAUAGGGGCGGUGAACAUGGAUUAUGAAUGGAAUAGUAAGGCGGUUUCCGACAGCGGGGAAUUCAUCGUCCACGUCAAGUGGGAGGAAGCCUCGGGGCUCUUGGAAUGGAAAGAUCUGUUCCCGGAGUGGAUCGACGAGGAGGAGGAGAUGGACGGCGGCACUUACUGCCCCGAGAUCCCUAUGCCGGCGUUUGCCGACUACCCCCACGUGUUCGACUUGGUGGUGGCGAAACUGCCGUGCAAUAAUUCCUCCGGCCGAGACGUGCGGAGGCUGCAACUUCACUUGAUCACCGUAAAUUUAGCGGCGAAGAGAGGGAGGCGGGACCGCCGCCUGAGGGUGAAGGUGGCGGUGCUCAGCGAGUGCAGGCCGAUGGUGGAGAUUUUCCGGUGCGAUGAUCUGAAGAAAAGGGCGGGAGACUGGUGGUACUUUGAGGUGGAUAUCAUCAGGCUAGAACAUAAACUUGGGCUGCCCAUUGGUUCUUGUAAUUUGGCUUUGCCUCUUUGGGAUAAAGGCGUAGAUGAAGCGUACAAUAUUUCGAAUGUGGAACAAGACAGAAAGCCGUUAUCUUUAACGGCAAAACGAGAAGCAUACGCCACGGUCCUCCAUUCCACGGAAGCCUACGUUUGUGGGGCCAUAACUUUGGCCCAAAGCCUCCUCCGCACCGGAACCAAACGCGACCUUAUCCUCCUCCUGGACAACCGGAUCUCCCCUUCCAAACGCGACGCUCUCGCCAGAUCCGGGUGGAAGCUCCGGUUCAUCAGCCGGAUCCGGAACCCUAGAUCCGAGAAGGGCAGCUACAACGAGUACAACUACAGCAAGUUCCGGCUGUGGCAGCUCACCCGCUACGAGAAGAUCGUCUUCGUCGACUCCGACGUCCUCGUCCUCCGCAGCAUCGACUUCCUCUUCCGCUUCCCGCAGAUGUCCGCCGCCGGAAACGACGGAUCUCUGUUCAACUCCGGCGUGAUGGUGAUUGAGCCUUCCCACUGCGCGUUCCGCAUGCUGAUGCAGCGCCGGGAGGAGAUCGUCUCCUACAACGGCGGCGACCAGGGGUUCCUCAACGAGGUCUUCGUCUGGUGGCACAGGCUGCCCAGGCGGGUGAAUUUCCUGAAGAAUUUCUGGUCCAAUUCCUCGGUCGAGUCCGGGUUGAAGAACCAGCUGUUCGGGUCGGAUCCGCCGGAGCUCUACGCGAUUCACUAUCUGGGGCUGAAGCCGUGGUUCUGUUACCGGGACUACGACUGCAAUUGGGACAUCAGGGAUCAGCGCGUGUACGCGAGCGACAUGGCACACCGGACGUGGUGGAGGCUCCACGACUCCAUGGAUGAGAGGUUGCAGAGAGAGUGCGGAUUGUCGGAGCAGAGGAAGAUUGAAUUGGAUUGGGAUAGGAAUGAGGCUAGGAGGACGGGGUUACAAGAUGAGCAUUUGAAGAUCAAUAUUACUGAUCCUAGAAGGUUUAAUUAAUUCAUAAUUAAGUGCACAUUUUUCCAUUUCACUUCUUCAUCAUCCUCUUCCUCUUCCUGAUGGAGUUUCUUGUCUUGCUGAUUCAUGGUGUCCCCUGGGCUCUGGCUUGUAUCCACUCACUGGUACGCCUACCCUAUGUAAUUACUAGUCUAAUGUAGUGAGUAUGUUCUCUGUUUUAGUCUUCUUCUUCUUCCUCUAUUCCAUUUUAUGACACACACGAGUGAAGAUCUUUGUUAGGACUGAUUUGCAGUU
Molecule: messenger RNA, 2134 nt
Organism: Cuscuta campestris
Lineage: Eukaryota; Viridiplantae; Streptophyta; Magnoliopsida; Solanales; Convolvulaceae
Source: the annotation of a GenBank genome assembly